This is a messenger RNA of Drosophila miranda, 2167 nucleotides long. RefSeq names its product pollen-specific leucine-rich repeat extensin-like protein 2. The record is from RefSeq and is a predicted model, not a curated record. NCBI's taxonomy places the organism in Eukaryota, Metazoa, Arthropoda, Insecta, Diptera, Drosophilidae. The transcript has 2 exons. The coding region runs from base 174 to 1736 and encodes 520 amino acids.
AUAAAUGUCAAUUCGGCAGAUUCAGGCAUUACAUUACACUCAUGACACACAUUCAUAAACCCAUGCCCCAAACGUCCAUAAUCGUCCCACGGAUCCAUUUACCAUAGCUUAGAUUACAGAAUUGCAAGCCCGCUGACGCCGGCUCCCGUGAGUCGCGCUGUCAGCGGAGGGAAAUGCAUGACGUUAGAAAUACAAGAAAUAAGUCAGAUUCCGAACGCCGAGCGAGCAAGGCGAUUUUGAUAAAACCCUACUAUACCAGAACCAAAACAAUACACUCUCCCCCUCCCCGAACUCUACGCACCGAAGAACCAGCCAUGAACGCCACCGAGAACACCCCAGCUAAGGCGCACCAGAGAGCCGCUGCAUCAGCAGAGUCACCUCACGGAUUUCUCCGACGCCGAGGAACGGGAGUCCGCUGCCAAGGCGGACGAGGAAGCCGCCCGAAGCCAGCAGUAGCCGAAGAACCCCACACCUCCGAUGGGGACAUGUACGCAGAUAUGGAGCUAGACGCCGACGAGGCAGGGUCACCGUCAUUCGAAGAGGAGUUCGAAGAUGCCGGUUCUAGCCAGCACAGCUUCCCGGAACCAGAGACGCCAUCAUACGCGCCGAUGUUCGAACAGGAGUUUGAAGAUGCCGGUUAUCACCAGCGCCGCGAUCCCCGAACCGGCCGUGGCAUUUACCGCCCCGAGAGGGGGCUGGAGCGUUACACACCGAAACCAUACAACGCGUACUACGACGACGGGGAGAGCGAAGAGGAGGAACCCUACGGUCGGCAAUUCAUAGCCGAAACAGAGACCUUUCACCACACGGUCACGCCAUGGGGGUUACGCGUCACGCGUAACCACCAGAUGUCCGUAGACGUCUUUGUCCCUCCCGGCCGGAAUGUCAACGCGUUCUUGAGGACAUUCCGAGAAGCCGCGAAACCAAUCGACUACCGCUCCGAACCGGCCGUCCCAGCCAGGGCAAGCCCCCCGCACGCCGAAGCGCGACCGCCAACGCCCGCAUCGGAUCCUCCCCGAUGCCCCAAUCCUCCCGAAGAGUCGGCGGCGGCCACGCCCCCGCACGCCGAAGCGCGACCGCCAACGCCCGCAUCGGAUCCUCCCCGAUGCCCCAAUCCCCCAGAAGAGUCAGCGGCGACCACACCAACGCACGCCGAAGCGCCCCACGCGGAGGCAGCGCAAGGCCCUCCCACUGAAUGGCCCACCGGGGCUACAGAAGAGGGAAACGCCGCUCCGGUUCGACAAGCGGAGCUGACCGAACCGGAGGAGCAGUGGGAAACGGGGCCGGACAGCGGGUACCCCACCAUGACCCUACGGAGGGUAAAACAACCCGUUGCGGAGGAGACGGCGCCGACCCCCCAAACUGGGGAGUGGGAAGGACAAGACGAGUUGCUGGUGGACUGCGACUUGGAUGAAAUACUACGAUUUCUUCAAGACGAAUCUACGCGGGAGGGGCAAAGUCCAGCGGACUUCUCCCUGAUCGAAGAGCUGAACCAGCCCACCCAGUGGGGGGUAAUCGCGCUGGCAGAUUGGCAGGUGAACAUCCCAGGCCGGGCCCUACCGGCGGGCCUCAUCGAGGAGAUACACCAGCGGCUGCUGGAAGCGGAGAGGCUCCGUUUCCGAAGCUGGUCCUGGGAUCAGUGCUACCGGGUCCACAAGCGAUCCCGGGCCGCGCCUGUCUGCGUCGACCUCCUCCCAGAAGAAAGGGGGGGGGGGGGGGGGUGUAACGAACCUUAAGAAGGUUCGUCACAGCGCGCUACAUCGCGGGAUCGUCACCGCCUCAUUUUUCCCCUUUUUAUAUCUCCAGUUUCCCUUAAAUAUAUCGUUACUUAGCCUUAAGAACAGAGAAUGCAUACGAUAAAUGUACCACCAAUAAAGAAACUCAUUCCCCAUAUCGUUUCGCCUACCGUUUCACGACAGCCAAUCCCACAUACUCGUACCAACACAUUACCCCCACCUCUAACGAAAAGCUCCCGAAGCACUGACAAUUAGCCGGUAAGAACGCCCCCCACACCAACACAUUGCCACGCGUUUAGCCAUAAGCUCCCGAGACACGAACCGUUAGCCGGCGACAACUCCCCACCGGGCCAACACAUUACCCCCACCUCUAAACUUAAGCUCCCGAAGCACAGACUAGCCGAUAAGAACCCCCGCCCCUUCCCUUCGCG